This is a messenger RNA of Clunio marinus, 1115 nucleotides long. NCBI's taxonomy places the organism in Eukaryota, Metazoa, Arthropoda, Insecta, Diptera, Chironomidae. The record is from the annotation of a GenBank genome assembly.
AAUUUAUAAGUCAUGCUUUACCGUCAGAUACUCAACAAAAAGUCUUAAUCAUUAAUGAUAACAUAAAAUCUGGUUGGAUUUAAAAAAUGAAAAGGAUAGCAAAAAGAAAAAUAAAAUGGCCAUAAUAUAUUUUCUUCAUUGUUCAAUGCACUCUUAAAGGAAAAUAAUAUUGUGGGAAAUCAGGAAAGAAGUGGGAGAGUGAAAAAGAAUCCUUAAACAUAUUUCUUCGUGAGUGAUGGCAGAUACUGAAUUAUCAUCGACUGAUAAUAACAAUUGUGAUGCAAAUCAUCCGCUUGCAAUGUAUGGGUGCGACGAUAAAUGGUCGUUCAGUAAACGUGAUAGAUCACAGGAGGUCUAUUUGAGUAACAAUUAUAAGACAGCACAUUUUCAUCCUAAUUGGAGUAAAGGUACAGCAGGCAUUCGUGGUACGAGGAUUCUCAAUAACGGGAGAUAUUUCUGGGAACUUAAAGUUAGUCAAAGAGUGUUUGGAACAAGCAUGAUGUUUGGGAUAGGAACACGAAAAGCACGCUUGCAUGUAAAUUCAUUUACAAACCUACUUGGAGAAGAUGAAAACGGUUGGGGGUUGAGUCAUAAAGGAUUAAUUUGGCAUGGUGGUGUGGCUAAGCAGUUUUGUAAUCGAUUUAAAGAGAACGAAGCGACUAAGAUUGGAAUUCUUUUUGAUGGAAUUGCUGGUACAUUGACAUACUACAAAGACGAUAUUUGUUUAGGUGUAGCUUUUCGUGGAUUAAACGAGAUUCGUGAACCACUCUUCCCAAUAGUCUGUUCAACAGCAGCAAAAACUGAAAUGGUUUUAUGUAACACAAAACGCGAUUUUGCUAAUCUCCAAGAUCGCUGUCGCGCGACAAUAAUGAAACUAGUGAGAACACGUGAUCGUCUCGAGACAUUGAAACUACCAUUCAGAAUCACAAAUUACCUUGCCGAAUCGCUUUGUGAAACUCCUGAUGCGAUUUUAAACAACUAUCCAAAUUAUUAUGACUACAUGGUUUGAAAUCAUCGAAUGAAAGACUCGUUUCGUUACCACAUUCCAAUUGAUAAUAUUUAAAAGAAAUUUUAAGCUUAAGCUGUCUUUUGUUCCUUUCUUAUUUAUUUCAAAC